AUGAUUGGAGGAGAUUUUAAUGAAAACCUGUUAGUCACAUCAAAUAACAAAAGAAGCAAAUAUGUUCCUGAAUUUAUAAAUGAAUGUAAGUUAAAAACCCAGAAUGUGGGAAAGACAUUUAUACACUCUAAUGGUAGUGACUGUACAUCAAUUGAUUAUAUCUUGUACCCAGAGCACUUUAGUGACAACAUAUUACAUCUUAGGAGAUUAGAAAUAACAAGUAACAUUUCAGAUCAUUAUCCAGUGUGUGCAAAUAUUAAAUUCAGUUACUCAAUGAAAACUAACCAAUAUAUAAAGAGCAAUAAUGGACAAACUGUUCGUAAAAUAGAUUGGCAGAAAAUUGACAAAGCAUUAUACAAACAGGUUUUAUCUGAUGAGAUUGAUAAAUGUGACUAUACAAUUAGUGACCUACUAGAGAUUUAUAAAGCAGUUACCAACAUCAACAACGCAGUGUCUAGAGCUUUAACAUCUAUUGUACCACCUCCGAAAGGAAAAAAGCAGAGACAACAACUCGUUGAUGCAAGAACAAUGGAUAGUAAACUCUUAUUUCAACUUAUAAAAAAACAAAGAGGGAAAUUAAAUCGAUUCAUUGAUGAACUUCAAUUUGGUGAAUCUAACCUGAAAGGUGACAACAAUAUUCUUGGAGGAUGGAAGACCCAUUUCGAAAACUUAGCAAAAGAAUCAAAUCCUAUGAAUUUUGAUCAAGACUACUUUCAGUUAGUUGACGCUGAAUAUCAUCAAAUUAUACAGAUAUGUCUAGUUGCCUACAAACAUGAAGGAGUAACUACAGAAGAAUUACAAAAUGCUCUAAAUAAGCUAAAUAGAAACAAGUCUGCUGAUAUAUUUGGUAUUACUGCAGAAUGCCUUCUUUUCGGCGGUGAAAAACUUGAUAGUAUAUUGCUUAAAGUAAUCAACGCAUCAUUUCAGCACUGCCAUAUUUCAAAUAAUUUGAAAAUUGGUACUCUUACACCAAUCUUUAAGAAUAAAGGAGACAUAUCAAAUUCAAAAAAUUAUAGAGGCAUUACCAUUACUCCAUCAAUGUCUAAAAUAAUAGAAACCAUACUCAAACUACGAAUUAAUCCAAACAUACUGGAAGAUCAAAACCCUCUUCAACGUGGUUUUACCAAAAAUACGGCUCCUCUUAUAGCAUCUCUAAUCAUGGAGGAAUUCAAAAGAGAAAGUAAAGACUUGAAUAAACCAACAAUAUACGGAAUGCUAGACGCUAAAUCUGCUUUUGAUGUAGUACGACAUACAAACCUAAUCAGAAAGCUAUAUCAUUUAGGCAUUUCAGAACAGUGCAUUUUAAUGAUUGAUAACAUAUACAAAGACGCUACGUCUAAAAUUAAAUGGAAAGGAAAUACAUCGGAUGCAUUCAACAUUGAGCAAGGUGUAAGGCAAGGAGGAACAUUAAGUGCCGAUUUAUACAAAGUUUAUGUAAACCAGCUGUUGAAUAAUUUUGUAGAGUCUAAACUUGGUGGAAAAAUAGGAUCAAUAAGUUGCUGUGCCCCCACCUGUGCAGACGAUAUAGCAAUAGUUGGAAAUAACCCAUUCGACAUACAAGUUCUCAUAAAUAUGGCAUAUGACUACAGCCAACGAGAAGGCUAUCUUCUACAACCUGAAAAAAAGUGUUAUUUUACCGAUUAA
Mytilus trossulus (common blue mussel) is the source of this 1644-nucleotide messenger RNA. RefSeq lists its product as uncharacterized. The coding region runs from base 1 to 1644 and encodes 547 amino acids. The transcript has 2 exons. Lineage: Eukaryota; Metazoa; Mollusca; Bivalvia; Mytilida; Mytilidae. The record is from RefSeq and is a predicted model, not a curated record.